GGGAGUCGAAGGAUACGCCGCCCACGCGUAUUCAGUUGCGCAUCGGUUGAAAUAUCAGAAACGUGCAGUUAAUUGAACGCUUGUACUCGACGUCGGUAUUCUGUUUCACGGGAAUCAUGAAGCAUUUGUUAAAUGUAUUUUUCAUCUUUAAUCUAUUGGCAAACAUCGCGGCGGACGAGAUCAACUGUCAAAUCAUAAUCGAUUCACAGUAUAAAAAUGAGAUGUUCCGUUGCACGGAACUAACGAAUUUAAAUGCGUUGAACAAAGCGAGAACCAAUACUACGAAUAUAGAGAUUUCGGAUUCGAGAAUAUCUAAUGUUCCCGGGCAUAGUUUCGCAAGAUUCGGCGCGACUCUCGUAACUUUGGAUCUACACGGAUCAGGUAUAGAGACUAUAGAUUCUUUGGCGUUUAUUGGCCUCACAAAAUUAGAGAAUUUACUGUUGUGGGACAACAAAUUGAGAAUCGUGCCUGGUAAUUGGUUUAUGAACAUGUAUAAUUUAAAAACCUUGGAUCUAUCGUUCAAUUACAUCACUGUAAUCGACUACGUCGUAUUCACGCUGCUUCCCAAUUUGGAAAAUUUCUAUUUUGAUUACAAUCAAAUAAAAAUCAUCGAUUACAAUAUGUUCCAACAACUCAGAAACCUUAAAAAUGUGAAGUUCGAGAAGAAUCCGCUGGAUUGGGGAUUUCGUGCUCAGUUAAUAUGGCAAUUGGAAAAUCAGCAUGUAAAAUAUGACGAAGAUUGGGAAAAUUGGGGAUGGAUGAACAAAAUGAUCAAAGAGUGCUCGGAAAAUGUCUAUGAAGGAAUACCGAAAGAUAAGAUUCUCGAUUGUAUCGUUGAAAAGUUACUGAAUUACACGUACGAAAUAUUUUCUACGGAAAUGAUACAACAAAAUGUCGACUGUCUCAUGAAAGCUCGACAGUUGGUACGCUGUAUGAGACCUAAAAAUGUCACGGGAAAUACGGAUAACGAGACUGCGAGAAGUAUACUCGAAGAUUACGCGACGAUUCUACCGGUAAUGUCUAGAUCAAACGCUCGAUUUUCAUCAACAAUUUAGAAAUUCUUGAAUUUAUAAAACAAAUAUUAUAUUAUAUUAUAUGUUAUAUUUAAUUAAAUAAUAAAAUAUCUAUACAUAAAAUUGUAUGUUAUAUGUUACAUACGUUAUAUAUUAUAUAUAUAUAUACAUAUAUGUAUGUAUGUGUAAAUUUAUAAGUAUAUGGAAAUAAUGAGAAGUUGUAUACGAAAAGAAAAUCUCUUUGAAUAUGAUAUGUAUCUAAUUUCUUUUAUAUUUUAAUUUCAAUAAAAUUUAAAAUUAUA
This is a messenger RNA of Apis cerana (Asiatic honeybee), 1315 nucleotides long. RefSeq names its product leucine-rich repeat transmembrane neuronal protein 2. Lineage: Eukaryota; Metazoa; Arthropoda; Insecta; Hymenoptera; Apidae. Gene Ontology annotation, molecular function: protein binding. Gene Ontology annotation, cellular component: extracellular matrix. The record is from RefSeq and is a predicted model, not a curated record.